Vespula vulgaris is the source of this 1943-nucleotide messenger RNA. RefSeq lists its product as uncharacterized. Gene Ontology annotation, cellular component: Set1C/COMPASS complex. The record is from RefSeq and is a predicted model, not a curated record. Lineage: Eukaryota; Metazoa; Arthropoda; Insecta; Hymenoptera; Vespidae. The transcript has 7 exons. Bases 666 to 1643 code for a protein of 325 amino acids.
UCUUUCUUCCAUUAUUCUUUUUUCAAUUUAAUGUCUUUUCUUCAAAUUGUCAAACUAAAAACGUAGAAAUUUGUCUACAGUUUGAAAAAAAAAAUUAGUCAAAAAAUGUCUGCAAAAAGAAAGUAAUUGAUUUUUAAUAUUAUCUAAGAACUUGUGACUCAUCCUGUAUCAAGAGUUUUCAACCCACAUGUUACAUUAAUAAAGUAUCUGUAGCUACUAUAUAUCUGAAUGUACAUAUAACGAUCCAUCUAUACAUUAUACGUCAGCUUGAUCACGAGUUUUUAUCAUGAACAAAGGACAACCAAGAGAGCUCCCAGUUACCGGUUACUCGUACAUCGAUCGUGUCGAAUGACGUUUUAACCAAUAACAUUCAUUAGCCAAGUGGAAAGAUAAUAUUUUAUAUAAGAGAAAUAUCGUAUGACAAUAUAUGGAACAUUAUCGCGCACGCCCAAUGCAUGGGAAUUUCCUCUCUUUCUUCCUUAAAGAAAUAAAGAGAGAAAUAGAGAGAGAGAAAAAGAGAGAGAGAGAGAGAGAGAAGGGGAGAUGGGAAUAACAGAAAACAAAGUUUUACUUGCAUUAAAGAUCGAUUAAGAUUAUCGAAUUCAUUUUGAAUGAAAUUAGGCAUGGAAAAGGAGCUACGAUGAAAUAAAGCGGAUUAAAUAACGAUGGCUAAGAAUGAAAACUUGCAGAGGAAUAUACGCCACGAAAAAGUAGUUUUGGAAAAAAAGGGUGAUCAUGUUGAAAUUUCCGGAAACUAUACCAAACGAGAACUUCGACAACUUUUAUUAUCACCAACUGUUUCUCCCUUACUAUCUGAUGACGAAGAUAGAACGAAACUUGAGAAAACUUUGGAAACUGGUAUCAAAUUGAGCCAAGUUGAUAUCGAGAAGAUAAGAAAAGAUAAAAUUCAUGAUGAGAUCAGAAAAAUAGGUGAAGAAAUUUUGAAGGAUCAUCAAGUAACUGUUGAUCAUAAAGAUUAUAAAGAUAUUAUUGGAGAUGUUUUGAAAGAAGAACAAUAUAAGGACGAUGAGACGUGGCAAAAAAUUUAUAAAGAUACAAAGGAUACUUUGGAUACCGAAGAAAAGAAAAAAGAAGAAAGAAUAUCAAUGGAGAAAUAUUUACGUGAAAAAGGACUCAGUACUAGUCUCAUCAAAUCUAUAUUAAAUAAUGGAUUGACUGACGAAUAUAUCAGACUUUUAAAAGCUUUGAAUAUCACCGACGACGAGAUAGAACAUAUAAAAUCGAUUUAUCAAAUGAAAUUGGAUGAUUCGUCAGUGAGUUUAAUUAAAUCCGAUGAAUCUUUUAUCUCUUCGUCUUCUUCAUUAGCUUCGUCCGACUAUUACUUGUCACCCGACAGUCUUUAUUUAAAAACUUUAUUAAGCAAAGCUUUAACUCGAGCACUUCCUGAAAUUGCCUCGAAAAAACCUUACGAUCCGAUCGAAUAUCUUGGACAUUGGUUGCUUCAUUUAAAGAUUUCCGAAGAACAAAGAAAUAAGAAACGUGAAUUCGAAAUAGAAUUAAUGAUGGAAAGAGAAAAAUAUAAGAUGAUGAUUGUAGAGGAUCAAGAAACUGUGAGUAUCGAAAGCAGAGGAGAAGAAGAAUUUAUCGAAGAUGCUAACUUUAUAAAUUAUAUGAAUAAUUAAAAAAAGACGUCUAGAUUAUCUCAAAAAAAAAAGAUAAUUAACUUUUAUAUUCAUAAAAAAAAUUUAUAAUCUAGGAAAUUUUGAGACUGUCUAUAUAACUUAAUAAAGAAGUUUCGAAAAUCAACCAAUUUUUUUUGUUUAAAUUUUCGAGGAAGUACAGGUAGAAUAAAAAAAUAGAUACAAAGACUUAAUUAUUAUGGAAACUGUAUUAUUAAAAUCUAUUUUACACAAUACUUCGUAACGAUUACUAUCGUCAAAAGAACAAUAUGUUUUGUAUAAAUAAAAAUCAUGUUAUCUUCA